CCUCUCUCUCUCCCGUACUCUCCCACGCAAAGCAGCAUAUACAUACACUUAUAGAAAUCUGUACAUACACAGAAAAAAUUCAGAGACGCAACAAUGGUGAAGUACAGAGUAUUAUUCACCGCCGAUCUCCAGAAUCUCACCGAUCUCAAGCCUUCUAGUGAUCCUACUUUCACUUACUACUUCAAGAUGAAAUGUGGGAAUUGUGGAGAACUAGCAAAGAAAGUGAUCAGUGUGCUUCCCAGUGAGAAAGUAGACGAUUCAAGAAAUGCCCCUAAUCUUGUCAUGAAGUGUAAGUUCUGUGAGAGGGUUGGUUCUGUGACUGUGACCUGUGACAUUAGAGAGCCACUGACUGAAGCGCGUAGUGAAUUCAGAAAUUCUGUUCCUCUGAUCCAACUUGACUGCAAAGGACUGGAUCCUGUCGAAUUUGUGUUUGGAAAUGGUUGGAAGGCUAAAUCUAUUGCUGGGACCAAAUUUGAGGACAUUGACUUGUCUGAUGGGGAAUUUGAUGAAUACGACGAGAAGGGAGAAUGCCCAGUUUCCAUAAGUAACCUUUGUGCUACCUUUGAGGUGAUGAUGUCAGAAAUGAGAGAGAAGCGCCUAGCCUGGGACAGAUCCAUGUUGGAACAUCAACAAAAGUGGUCUGCAUUACUGAAAGCCAGGAAGAAAGAAACUGGUUCUUCUUUCCCCUGAUUAGGGAAGGUACAAGUUUGACAUGGAUUAGCAUUACAUUUUGAUCAGGAUGAUUCCUCUGAACAAUUUUAAGGCAAUUAUUAUUGCAGAUUUUAUGAUAUUAUGGAUGGGUGAACCUCUGUUUUACCUCUCAACAUUUUAAGAACAAUGCUGGGUAACAUUCUACAUGUGCUUCUUAUUGUUUUAUGUUCUGUUCCAGAAGGAAACCUUGAUAUUCUUACUGAAUGGAAUGAUACACCAUCUGGGUUUCCGAUAGUA
Daucus carota subsp. sativus is the source of this 948-nucleotide messenger RNA. RefSeq lists its product as uncharacterized. Gene Ontology annotation, molecular function: zinc ion binding. The transcript has 4 exons. Bases 94 to 690 code for a protein of 198 amino acids. Lineage: Eukaryota; Viridiplantae; Streptophyta; Magnoliopsida; Apiales; Apiaceae. The record is from RefSeq and is a predicted model, not a curated record.